GCAAAAAGGCAUUUCCGUUUCUGGCGGCAGCUAAUGUACUUAUGUACGUUUUUUUUUUAUGUGUGUUGAUUUUUGACACUAUUUAUACAGUUUUUACAGUACGGAGUAAUUUUUUAUUUCCUGGUUUGUCUGACUUUUGCAAAUCGCCGACCAAAUAUCACGACAAGUCUAACCACCGCGAAACCCUAAUUUUCCGGCGAUCUCCAUCAUCUUAAACUUCUUGGAAGCUUAGCUUUUACCAUUUAUACAUAAAUCAUAAAUGGUUUGUGAGAAGCCUGCUUUUUGGGAACCUUGUUCCUGUGAGACUAUGACAAAGCAGAAGGUUAGGGCAGUUACAGUCAAUGUUCAGUGUAGGAAUCUGCUGAAUAAAGUUUCUUUUGAUCAAGAUAAAAACAAAAGAUUUAUCCCCCCUGCAAAUAUGUAUCUGAUGGUGUUAGGGCAUGAUAUAACAUUAUUCUCCCCAAAGAAUCAGAAAUCUUUUAUGAAUCCCAAAGUAGCUGAAGUAGUCUAUGCCCAUUAUGCAGCAGAGUAGCUCAUCUGCUAGUAUGGUGCUCCUUCAAAUGCUUCCUCCAGGCUCUAGUCAGAUGUAUGGUAGCACUGAAUGAGCAAAAGAACUCUUUGGAUCUUCAGUUCUUCUUCAAAUAUGGCUAAAGGUUAUGUCAAACAAGCUUUGCUGCAAAAUAUCUCUUUUGGGUGAUCAUGUUAAUGGUGCACCAAUGUGUCUCUGAAGCUGCAAAUUUAAACGCUCUUCAUAUUUCAGGAGGCAAGGCUACAAGUCUUUGACUUCAAAAAUAUGUUGCUCAGGAAAGGUUCUAUGGAUUGAAUUCAUCUUGCUUCAAUGCUUAUAAAGAAGCUGGGCUGUGCUAAGCUUUUUUUGGAUGUCCUUUUCUUCAAGGAUAGAAGGCUUACAAAUUAAGAGGUUGUUCUACCUCAGAGAUUUAUGGAGCUCGUUGAUAUGAUGAAAGUUAUGCCAAUGACUUUUCUUCACUCAUUCAAAACCAUGCAUGGUUUAUGAUUUCGGAUGCGUAAGAUGUGAAGCAGCAACUACCACAUACGUAUAUGGAACUUUCUGUUGGGGGUUUCAGCAAGUAUAUAUUUGCCGCUUACCUAGCUGUGGCUAGUUGAGUCCUUGGGAGGUAAUUUUAAACUUUUUGUCUUCUUUUUUUCUUGAUAAACCAUAAACCCACUGAGAAUCAUUAUUGCAAAACCCUUAAUAAAUAGCAAUGCAUAAAAUUGCUGAAGCAUACGCUUUGACUUGAAUCACUUGUUGUACAUUUGACCAUAAUCCAACUUAAGUUUAUUGGAUAGAGCCAACGAGGGUGACCAAGUUUAUGUAUUAAUUACAAGUUUACGAGCCAACUAGUUGAAGUCUUAUAGGUAAAUUAUAAAUACCACUACAGUAACAAAGAGGUAGUUUCUAUGUGACCAUUGAUUGACCUAAGCCUACUACUGAAUAAUUUGACAGCAGAUUUUAGAGGUUAUUUCAGAAUCAGCAGGCACCAAACAUUUUUUAUCAGAGAAUUUUGUUUGUUUUAUAUUUUCUGCAAUUUAGUUUGAGGUCCAAUUUGCUUGACAUUUUGGCAAAGGCUUUAAAUUUAUCCACUCAACUCCCAAGACGUCAUGUACAGAUUUGGCUGUCAGCUACUGCACUUAAUGCGAUGUGCACCAGAAUAUUUAAUUAGAUACUCUCUGUUUCUGUUUAUUUAUACAUUUAUUUUAUGUUUUUAUGUAUCCAUUAAUAAUUUUUUAACUAUUUAUUUACCCGUCAUUGAUUUAAUCUAUUUUUCAAACACGCUUCUUUUGUCCCACAAUAUUUACACAUUUUUACUCAGUUCCACUUUCACCUAUAUGUUUCUUACAUCCACUUAAUUUUUCCCGAAACAAAAGUCUACAUAAAUAAAAGUGGACAGAGUAAUAUAUUUAUUUAUUCAGACUGAUUAGCUGCUUAUUUUAUUUUAUUGUACUAUUAUUGAUCCAACCAUUUUAGAGGUUGCCUCAAAAAAAGAAAGAAAAAAGCCACCAUGAUUUCAGAAACCUGGAUAAUUCUACUACUGACCCUCCUCACUGUGUUUUUGGCUAUAAUCUUCUUCACCAGAAAACAGAACCACCACCAACCACCACUCCCCCCAGGCCCAUUGGGCCUUCCCAUACUAGGGAACCUCCUCUCACUAGACCCAGAACUCCACACUUACUUUGCUUCAUUGGCCCAAACCCACGGCCCAAUUUUCUCUCUCCGGCUUGGGACGAAGCUCGGUAUUGUCAUCUCCUCUCCUGCUCUGGCUAAGGAGGUGCUUAAAGAUCAUGACGUCAUCUUUUCCAACCGUGAUGUACCCAUUGCUGGAAAAUUGGCCACGUAUGGCGGCCACAACAUAGUUUGGUCUCCCUACGGCCCCACGUGGCGGCUGCUGCGUAAAGUCACUGUGAGAGAGAUGCUUGGUGCUUCUACACUUGAUGCUCUGUAUGGCAUCCGUCGGCAGGAAACCCGGCAGAUGAUCCGGGGAUUGUCGGAGAAAGCGGGGACGAAAACGGCGGUUAAUCUAGGAGAGGAGGUGUUCUUGGUGGUGAUCAGGGUGGUGACAGGGAUGUUGUGGGGUGGUGCCAUGGGGAUUGAAGAGAGAGAAAAGGUUGAGUCGGAGUUUAGAGUGGCGGUGACCGAGUUUGUAAGGUUGUUGGGUGCACCGAAUAUAUCAGACUUUUUUCCGAGUUUGGCAUUGUUCGAUUUGCAGGGUAUAGAGAAAAGUAUGAGGAAGUGUGCUAAGUGGUUGGAUGAAAUUUUUGAGAAUGUGAUUGAUCAACGGCUGAGAAAUAAUAGGGAGGGAGAUGGCGGGAGGAAGAAAGAGAAGGAUUUUCUGGAGGUUUUGUUGCAAUUAAAGGAUGAUUAUGAGGGUGAAGGCAAUGAUAAGGUGUCAUUUUCCAUGACCCAUCUUAAAUCUUUGCUCAUGGAUAUGGUGGUGGGAGGAACUGACACAACUUCAAACACAGUUGAACUUGCAAUGGCAGAAAUAAUGAACAAACCAGAGGUGCUGAAAAAGAUCCAGCAAGAGCUGGACACAGUGGUUGGAACAGACAGCAUGGUGGAGGAGCAUCACAUCUAUAAACUACCUUACCUGCAAGCUGUCAUGAAAGAAGUACUCCGUUUGCAUCCUGUACUUCCCUUGCUAGUUCCUCAUUCCCCGAGUGAGUCCUGCAUUGUUGGAGGCUAUACGAUCCCCAAGGGUUCCCGAGUUUUCAUCAAUAUAUGGGCUAUCCAUCGAGACCCUACAAUAUGGACUGACCCAUCAAAAUUUGACCCAGAAAGGUUCUUAAGUGCUAAAGUUGACUUCCGUGGAAGUGAUGACUUCAAUUUCUUACCUUUUAGCUCAGGCAGAAGGAUUUGCGCUGGGAUAGGAAUGGCUGAGAAGAUGGUGCUGUUUUCACUGGCCUCACUGCUACAUUCUUUUAACUGGAAACUGCCCGAGGGAGAACAACUGAAUAUUCAGGAGAAAUUUGGGAUCGUCAUGUCCCUGAGAAAGCCUCUCAUAGCAAUCCCUGAGUGUAGAUUAUCUAGUCCAUCUCUGUAUGAAUAAGUAAGCUCUAUGCAUUAUUCUGCUCUUCUGUAUGUUGCUUUGCAUUUCAGGUUAUAUUUUAAUCAUGUAAUUGUUGAUGCACAGUAAAAAAAUAUUCUUAAUGCAUAUAAUUUCGUGUUUAUAAGCUUUUAA
Molecule: messenger RNA, 3698 nt
Organism: Chenopodium quinoa (quinoa)
Lineage: Eukaryota; Viridiplantae; Streptophyta; Magnoliopsida; Caryophyllales; Amaranthaceae
Product: flavonoid 3'-monooxygenase-like
Exons: 6
Coding region: 2022-3566 (514 amino acids)
Molecular function (GO): iron ion binding; oxidoreductase activity, acting on paired donors, with incorporation or reduction of molecular oxygen; heme binding
Source: RefSeq, a predicted model, not a curated record